AUGUCGUUCCAGAGUACCGUGAGCCUGUCCCUGGACAGUCCCACCCAUGUCAUUUGUGUGCUGGGCAUGGAACUCACCUUGGACAUCAGUGGGUGUGCACCCGAGAACUGCGAGUCCUUCACCAUCCGUGGCUCCCCCAGGAUUCUGAUCAACAUCUCCAGCUCAGUCAUUACUGGGAAGGGGGAGGCCGUGGUCUGGCGACCAAUGGCCCAGCCCACGGAGGCACUGGUGAGGAUGGUGUCACCCAGCCCCGCUGUGGACGAGGACAAGGUGCUGGUCUCCUACUACUGUCCCGACAAGGAGUCCCCCACAGCCACAGCUGUGCUGUACCUCACUGGCAUUGAGAUCUCCCUGGAGGCAGACAUCUACCGAGAUGGACAGCUGGACAUGCCAAGUGACAAGCAGGCUAAGAAAAGAUGGGUGUGGGGCCCGAAUGGCUGGGGAGCCAUCCUGCUGGUGAAUUGUAAUCCUGGGGACACAGGCGAGCCUGAUGACCAGUCCAGUGAUCAGGAGGUCUCCAAAGAAAUACAGAACCUGUCUCAGAUGACCCUGUCUGUGGAGGGUCCCGCCUCUGUCCUUAAGGACUAUUGGCUGGUCCUCCACACCUCCAAGGAAGAGGCAAGCAAGGCAAGAGUCUACCUGCGCCAGAAAGACACCUAUAAGCUGGUAGUAGGACCCAACAAGCCUGUCCAUGUCCUGGCUCCCUUUGAGAAUGGAGGGAAAGAGACCUUCUACAUAGAAGCCCUGGAGUUCCCAUCCACCAGCUUUACAGGCCUGAUUUCCUUCUCUGUGUCUUUAGUGGAAAUGUCUCAUGACCAGUUAAUCCCGGAGAUACCGCUAUACAAAGAUUCAGUAGUGUUCCGGGUGGCUCCUUACAUCUUCACUCCCAGCACCCAGAUACCGCUUGAGAUUUACCUGUGCAGGGAGAUGCAGCUACAGGGCUUUGUGGAUACAGUGGCCAGGAUGAGUGAGAAGAGCAGCGUGCAGGUGGCAUCUGUCUAUGAGGACCCCAGCCGCCAGGGCAAGUGGCUCCAGGAUGAGAUGGCUUUCUGCUAUACUCAGGCUCCCCACAAGACGGUGUCCUUGGUUCUUGACACCCCUCGGGUUUCCAAGCUGGAAGAUUUCCCCAUGAAAUACUCACUGAGCCCUGGUAUUGGCUACCUGAUGCACCAAACCGAGGACCAUGGAGUGGGCAGCUUGGAUUCCAUCGGGAACCUGAUGGUGUCCCCACCGGUCAAGGCUCAAGGCAAAGACUACCCGCUAGGCAGGGUCCUCAUUGGUGGCAGCUUUUACCCCAGCUCUGUGGGCCGGGACAUGAGCAAGACCCUGCGAGACUUCGUGUGUGCCCAGCAGGUACAGGCUCCUGUGGAGCUCUUCUCAGACUGGCUGAUGACAGGCCAUGUGGACGAGUUCAUGUGCUUUGUCCCGGUGAAGGAUAAAAAUGGUGACAGGAAGGGUUUCCGUCUCCUGCUGGCCAGCCCCAGUGCCUGCUAUGAGCUCUUUGAACAGAAGCAGAAGGAAGGCUUUGGGGAUGUGACCCUAUUUGAAGGAGUCAGAGCAGAGCAGCUCCUCUCUAAUGGGAGGGAGGCAAAAACCAUCUCCCAAAUCCUGGCCGAUGAGAACUUGCGAAAGCAGAACGAAUAUGUAGAGAAAUGCAUUGGCCUGAACCGCACCCUCCUAAAGAAGGAACUGGGCCUGGUGGAGAAGGACAUCAUUGCCAUCCCGCAGCUCUUCUGCCUGGAGCUGCUGACAAACGUCCCCUCCAACCAGCAGACCACAAAACACUACGCGAGGCCAUUCUUCCCUGACAUGCUGCAGAUGGUUGUAUUGGACAAGAAUCUAGGAAUCCCCAAGCCUUUUGGGCCCCUAAUCAAGGGCACCUGUUGCCUGGAACAGAGAGUCUGCGACUUACUGGAGCCCCUGGGUCUCAAGUGCACCUUCAUUGAAGACUUUGACUGUUACCUGACCAACAUGGGAGAUGCCUGUGCCUGUAUUAUUAUCCGCCGGGUGCCAUUUGCGUUCAAGUGGUGGAAGAUGAUCCCCUAA
This is a messenger RNA of Arvicola amphibius (Eurasian water vole), 2046 nucleotides long. It is a transcript of the gene Padi6, whose product is annotated as peptidyl arginine deiminase 6. The record is from RefSeq and is a predicted model, not a curated record. Lineage: Eukaryota; Metazoa; Chordata; Mammalia; Rodentia; Cricetidae. Gene Ontology annotation, molecular function: calcium ion binding; protein-arginine deiminase activity. Gene Ontology annotation, cellular component: cytoplasm. The transcript is spliced from 16 exons. The coding region runs from base 1 to 2046 and encodes 681 amino acids.